AUGCAAAUUUCGACGGAUUACAAGUACGUGAAAGAGUUACUUAGGGUUUGCGAUGCAAAUAGGGAUGGAAGAGUUGAUUAUCAGGAGUUCAGAAGGUACAUGGAUGACAAGGAGCUUGAGCUUUAUCGUAUUUUCCAAGCCAUUGAUGUCGAACAUAAUGGUUGCAUUUUACCGGAAGAGCUCUAUGAUGCUCUCGUAAGGCUGGUAUUCUACCAUACUUCCCCCUUUUAUCUUCUCUGCAAUUUACUUCCAUUUUUCCAUGAAUUUUAUAAUUCUGUAAUCAACAAGAACAAAUUCAAACACCCUUCGAGGAUCGUUUUUCUCUCCCAAGCCUUCCCUGCCACUGCCUCGUUCGUGAUUAGCCUUCUCGAUCAAAUGAAAACCAAGGACUGGAGCUCCCUUUUCCCGUCGCCCAUCGAAUUGCUAAUAAGUGCUGAAAUCUUGCAGAUUGUUGUCAAUGAUUCAAUGUUAUUUAGACAUGAAUCUUGCAGAGGUGGAGGAGAAGAUAGAUUGAUGUAUGAGAUUGAAGAAUAUGAUUGUUGUGGUGUGUAUUGA
This is a messenger RNA of Lactuca virosa, 555 nucleotides long. The record is from the annotation of a GenBank genome assembly. NCBI's taxonomy places the organism in Eukaryota, Viridiplantae, Streptophyta, Magnoliopsida, Asterales, Asteraceae.